GAGAGACCCGGUCUCUCGGUCUUGGCGUCCGCGUCGUCCCGCUUCGCGCGUCCGUGUAUCCUCUCUCUUUGGCGUCGCGAGUCGAGUGUGGGGACGUCGGUCACCUCGUUGCAUCGCUCGAUCAGCUGCGAGCCGGACUGCCUCGAGAGACAGAGAUAGAGAUAGAGAUAGAGAGAGAGAGAGAGAGAGAGAGAGAGAGAGGGCGACCGAUCUUCCGGAGCGAAUACACGUCAACACAUUGUUCGCGCGAGAUCGUCGAUAACGCGCCUCUGUGUAUUUUUUUUCUUCUCUUCUUUCGUGACCACGGCUUCCCAAGUUGCACGGUGAGGACUCGGAGCGGUUCGAUCGUCUCCGUUAGACCGAUGAUAAUCGUCGGAGAAGCAACUCGCGUCCGGUUCGCUCGCUCGCUCGCUCUCUCGCUCCGACACGUGCUACCUUCGAGGAAUCGAUACUGGACGCCGGGCCGCCAAAACACUCGCUUAUCGCUAAUAUUGUCGAGCGAGACCGAGAGAACGCGGCGAGGUACGCACGCUGUCACGACGAGAUAAACAUACGCGUGGAUAACGCGCGCCGUCGAGGGUUAUCGUGAACCUCGUUUUCGUCGGAAUUUCUCGUCGCCUGAUCGAGCACGCUACGCACACGAGAAGAUUGGCGGGAAGAGAAGAUUAUAGAGCGCCGAAAUUUCGCGUCCGACCAAAAUAACGGCGGACCGAUAACACGAGAGAUAAAGAAAGAGAGAGAGAGAGAGAGAGACAGAGAGAAACUGGUGCGUAUAUAGAUCGUAGCCCUCCUCCGUUUCCUUCCUCGUUCCUCCCGGCCCUUCUAGUCCUGUCAAAUGGUCGAGAGCAAGCAUCACCGGCGAACGAUGGACGACAACGUUUCGGGGAACUCGAGCGCCGUCCUCGAGGAGAUCUUCUACGUGACGUCUAGGAGGAACACGUACUACAAGGUGCGGCUUACGGAGAAGGGCCUGAGCCUGCACAAGGAGCACAACGGCACCGCCAAGACGGAGACUAUCGCCCUGGGCGACAUAAUCGGCUGCAGAUGCAUGCGCUCGAAGCGCAGGAACGCCGGAAGCUGCGCCUGUCGACCGGGUGCGUCCAGGUCCCAGCUCAAGCUCGUCGAGUCCGCCGAGAUUCAUCAGUCACAGUACGACGAGCACGACACCUCGGCCUACCUGUACAUAUACGCCUACACGCUCAAGAAGACGCGCAUGAAGGGCGCGAUGAGACGCGAACGGAUGACCAUCACCCUGCGCUUCCGCAGCUUCGACAAGUACGAGGACAAUCUUCGCGAGGCGAGUAGGUGGCGGCUGGCGAUCAAGUGCCUGGUCGCCAACGUGCCGGUGCCCAAGAACCUGAUGAGUCCCAGCCACGGGAAUCUGGAAACACUGAUAGGUGCAUGUCCGGGGGAGAAUCGGAAACUGUUGGUCCUGUUGAAUCCGAAGUCAGGACCCGGCAGGGGCAGGGAAACUUUCCAGAAGAGGAUCCAUCCGAUCCUGUCGGAGGCGGAGAGACCUUACGAGAUUCACAUCACCAAGUGUCCCAAUUACGCCCGCGAGUUUGUACGCACGAGGGACAUUUAUCAAUGGUGCGGUUUGCUGAUGGUCGGCGGUGACGGGAUCGUCUUCGAAGUGGUGAACGGAAUCUUCCAGAGACCCGAUUGGGAGAAGGCUUUGCGCGAGUUGCCGCUCGGAGUGAUACCAUGCGGUUCCGGCAACGGGUUAGCGAAGUCCAUCGCUUAUGCUAGGGAAGAACCUUACGAUCGUAAUCCGUUGCUUAUCAGCGCGUUAUCGGCAGUCAAAUGUAAAAAAACGCCCAUGGACCUCGUGCGUGUAGAAACCAGAAAUCAGAUCCUUUUUUCGUUUCUAUCGGUCGGCUGGGGUUUGCUGGCCGAUAUUGACAUCGAGAGCGAACGGUUGCGCGCCAUCGGAGGACAAAGAUUCACCGUAUGGAGCGUAGCGCGCCUAAUAGGACUAAGAACGUAUAAGGGCAAGGUAUCAUAUUUACCUUGCAACAAGGUUCCUCCGUUGGAAAAUGGCAAGAUGUACUGCAAGGACUAUCCUGCGGAGAAUAUAUUAUCGCAUUCGAGAAGUUACGGCGACGAAUUGGACAGGUACUGUACCACACCAGAAUCAAAGAGUUUUUACGAUGCCUUCGGUGAAUCAUCCAAUGAGUUAAACGGUGAUAACGAUGUGAUAACUGAGAAUUUGGCUCUCGAGACACAAAUCGAUAGAAGAAACAGAUUAGGCAGCUUUUAUUCCGCAAUAUCGGCAAAGUCGACCUAUUUUAGCACAGGCUCGGCUAAUUCGAGUUAUCACAGCAUCGGCGAGAAUGAUAGCGCGGAGAUUGAUACAGAAAACAUUUCCAAGAACCAAGUUAUGUAUGGGCCGCCGUCUACGCUUCCAGCAUUAACAUCGCAACUCUCGGAUUCCUGGACGACGAUGCAAGGGGAAUUUAUAAUGGUACACGCGGCCUAUCAAACUCAUUUAGGACAGGAUUAUUUUUUUGCACCACGUGCUAGGUUGGCAGACGGAGUUAUUUGGCUUUUGAUAGUUAAAGCCGGCAUUACACGGUCUAAUUUGGUGCAAGUCUGAGUAGCGGAACUCAUGUGACUUGUCCUGGCGUCGAUAUGAUACCAGUGAAAGCAUUCCGGAUAGAACCUAUAGAAGGAACAAAUGGACACAUAACCGUAGACGGCGAAGAAGUUGAUUAUGGGCCGUUACAAGCUGAGAUAUUUCCUUCUCUAGCAUCAGUAAUGACACCCUGACAUAAACAA
This is a messenger RNA of Camponotus floridanus (Florida carpenter ant), 2778 nucleotides long. RefSeq names its product sphingosine kinase 1 (gene Sk2). Gene Ontology annotation, biological process: sphingosine biosynthetic process. The transcript has 7 exons. Gene Ontology annotation, cellular component: membrane; cytoplasm; intracellular membrane-bounded organelle. The coding region runs from base 836 to 2596 and encodes 586 amino acids. The record is from RefSeq and is a predicted model, not a curated record. Lineage: Eukaryota; Metazoa; Arthropoda; Insecta; Hymenoptera; Formicidae.